Messenger RNA from Thamnophis elegans (Western terrestrial garter snake), 2135 nucleotides. It is a transcript of the gene XRCC4, whose product is annotated as X-ray repair cross complementing 4. NCBI's taxonomy places the organism in Eukaryota, Metazoa, Chordata, Lepidosauria, Squamata, Natricidae. Gene Ontology annotation, molecular function: DNA binding. Gene Ontology annotation, biological process: immunoglobulin V(D)J recombination; double-strand break repair via nonhomologous end joining; response to X-ray. Gene Ontology annotation, cellular component: DNA-dependent protein kinase-DNA ligase 4 complex; DNA ligase IV complex; nucleus. The transcript has 8 exons. The record is from RefSeq and is a predicted model, not a curated record. Bases 84 to 1088 code for a protein of 334 amino acids.
CAUAAAACCACACACAGGCUGAGUUUACGCAUAAAAAAAAACGGUAGUGAAAUUUUCAAUGCUGUUUCAGUGACUAGAAAAAUAUGGAGAAGAAAGUGAGGCAGCUGUGUCCUAUUUCUGAUCCAGACACAACAUACUUUCUGCAAAUAACUUGGUGCAAAGAUCUUGGUAUGGGUUUUGAUCUUAUACUAAGCGAUGGCCAAUCGUCUUGGAUUGGAAGAGUGUCUGAAGAAGAGAUUUCCAGAGAGGCUGCUGACAUGGAAAUGAAACAAGAAAAGUAUGUAGAAGAACUUAAAAAAGUACUGUUGUUUGACCAAGAGUUUUCAGAUACAUACCGUUUUGAUAUUUCUAAAAAGGAAAGAAAUGGAGAAUCAAUUUAUUUUUCAUAUGAAAAGAAUUUGAAGGAUGUUACUUUUAGACUUGGAUCAUUGAUAUUACAAAAAGUUACAAACUCACCUGAAGUCAUUAGAGAGUUGAUUACGCAUUGCCUAGACUGUGUAAAAGAACUACAUGUCAAAAAUGAUCACCUACAAAAAGAGAAUGAAAGGCUUCUAAGCGAUCUGGAUGACAUACAAGAACAAUUACAAAAAUGUGUUGAAGCUAAAGAAGAACUGGAAACUGAUCUUUAUCAGCGAUUUGUCUUGGUCCUCAAUGAAAAGAAAGCAAAGAUAAGAAGUUUACAGAAACAUUUAAAAGAAGUCGAAGAAACAGUAUCGGAAACUGCACAAGCAGGGGACACAGUAAUUGCUUCAAAAAGUACAGUUGGAAAAGAAAAUUAUGAAGGAAGCACUGAUGAAGAAAGUGAAAAUUUAAUACAACUGACAACAUCAGAGACAAUCAAAUCCAGUGAAGAUUCAUUACUUGGUAGUCUGGAUAUUACUGAUAUAGUUCCAAGUAGAAAAAGAAGACAACGGAUUUCAAAAGACGGAAAUACUAAACCAAAGGUGACACUACAAGAAGCCCACACUUCUUCAAAAGAAAAACUACAUUUUGCUCCAUCAAAAUCAACAGAGAGGCAACUGACUUUGCAAAAGGCAGAGGAAGGGAAAAACACAGAUGACCCCGAAGACCUAUUUGAUGAUAUCUGACUUUUCUGGAAGAAGGCUACAAUUUUACUACAAGCUGCUAAAAAUGUAAUCAAUUAUCUCUUCCAAAGAAACUGUUUUACAUACAGCAGUGGAGUUUCCUAUUUGUACUGUAAAAUAAUAUUCAACUAGUGUUUUAUCUUUUGCUAAUAAAGGUUGUACCCAUGAAUAGUCACUAACAGUCAACAUUUUCCAUUCAAGUCUGCUUUACAGACUUCAGGGAGUUAAUCUGCCUCCAGUUGAUGUGAAUGAGAAAAUUUAAUUAAUCCUCAGGAUUAAGAAAGACAAUUACCAGAGCAUCAAAAUGGCAGCAAUGAAAACUGGGAAGAAAGAUGAAAGGCUGCGACCCAUGGCUUCAGGCAGAAAGGUGUCUUGAAAUCUCUAUAGUUGUUUUAUGAUUAACGAAAAUAUAUUUCCCAAAUUAAGAAUAGAUUCAGUGUCUCAUCCAUUAGACACUGUUUUCUUUCUGUUUUAUCAUCACUUUUAAAUGUCCACAAUGAAGUCUCUUGCUGCAAAGAUAUUUUUAGGCCUUUACUCCAUUUCCUUCUCAGUAAUGGUCCCUAGCAACCAUUGUUUUGACCCACAACUUCUGCCAGCACUCUUGGAAUAUCAAAAGCAAGGGUUUCUAUGACAUUUUGGAGAUAAGGCAAUAUGUUUAUAUUGUUUUACGUUUUGAAUUGGAGAAUUCUUAUUCAUAAAUAAUGUUGCCAUAAUAGGCCAUAAUAGGCCAGUUUGUCCCCAGUCUUAUAUCUGGGUAUAUUGAAUUAAAACUCCCAGAACUCUCAGCCAAUGAGGGAAUUCUGCCAGUUUUAAAUCUAGAAGAUUGGACAAAGUCCGCACAAAACUUUUUAAAAUGCUUAUAAUAAUAGAUUAAUUAUUAAAAUGGUGAAUUAAGAUUGAAAAUAUUCUCAGCUAUCAAAUAACACUAAUGAACAACUUUGGACUAGCCGCCUUCUUUCAGCCAACUCACUGCACAGGAUUGUUAUGGAUUUAAAAAAAAAAGAACUGAUAGACGUCUGCUAUGUGUAUUAUCUUGAUAUGGAGCAAAAG